Molecule: messenger RNA, 848 nt
Organism: Cornus florida
Lineage: Eukaryota; Viridiplantae; Streptophyta; Magnoliopsida; Cornales; Cornaceae
Product: RPM1 interacting protein 13-like
Exons: 3
Coding region: 101-565 (154 amino acids)
Source: RefSeq, a predicted model, not a curated record
CCUACCCCUCUCUCUCGGAACACAAACGGUCGUUGGUCGAUUUCAAAAUUCGAAUAAGUUAUUGCUGUCCUUUUCUAGGGUUUAUGAUAGUGAGAGAGAGAUGGAGGAUAAACACAGUGAGGUGAUAGAUAUAUGUUCUCCUCCGUCGGAGGUGGAGGGGACCCCACUGAGACCCAUUUUCUGUCUCAAAAGAAAAACGGACAUGAAGGAAUUCGAAGAGAAAGAGGACUGUUUCAUCCUAGAUUUCGAUCCUGAUGACGCCAUUGACAUCCCCAAGCUCGCCGUCACCAGGGAUUUUGAUGAUUCCGAUUCCCCUGACCUCUCUGUCGUUGCUGAAAAGGGCCAGAUUGCGUGUAGAGAUUACCCACAUUCAAGGCAUGUAUGUGUGAAAUUUCCCUUUGAGAAGACGCCUCAUGAGAGCUACUGUGAACUGUGCUAUUGUUAUGUCUGUGAUUUGGCGGCGCCUUGCAAGUGCUGGUUGGGGCCUAGAGGGCAUUGCCAUGCAAUAGACAAUGAAGGUUGGAAACUUCAUAGGAGACUAAAAAAACAGUUGUUGAAUCAGUGAGGAGUCUUUAUCUUCUGAUUCUUCUUGAUUCUUUUUUUGUUCACCACUUCAGUUCUUUUGCGUUAUUGGCCGAGUUUCAUCUAGUAGUAUUUGGUGCACAAUUGUACAAAGCUGUGAAUGUUUUUGCUCUAUGUUGGGUCAAAUCGUGUUAGGGUUUAUUUUUUGGUUUAAUUAGUGAAAAGAUCAGCGCGAAAAAUGCAUGUAAGUGUUACUUGAUGUUGGCAAAUGAUAUAAUGAUACUUAUGAAAUGUGCAAAGGAUGGUGAAAUUUGAAAUUGCAUACA